AUGUUUCUUAUCGAGAAGAUAUUGAGGACAGCGCCGGAUGUGGGGAAGAUAUUUCUCUUGAUCAAGGCAAAAAACAAGGAAGCUGCAAUGGAGAGAUUAAAAACUGAAAUCAUAAAUGCAGAGCUGUUCAAGUGCCUAAGACAAACUUACGGAAAAUCUUAUCAAUCCUUCAUGUUGAGCAAGCUGGUUCCUGUGGUUGGAAAUGUAUGUGAAUCAGAUCUUGGCAUAGAAGAUGAUGUAGCCGGUUUGAUUUCGAAAGAAGUUGAUCUUUGCAGAUAUGAUGUAGCUGUAGAUAUAAACACAAAAGGACCUUGUCACCUUAUGGCCUUCGGAAAGAAGUGCAAGAAACUUAAGCUUUUCCUGCAAGUUUCAACCGCUUCUGUUAAUGGACAAAGGCAAGGGAGAAUUAUGGAGAAGCCAUUUUGUAUUGGCGAAAGCAUAGCAGGCGAAAAACACAAAUCUGAAACCCCACCAGGAUUUUAUCCCCUUGAUGUCGAAAAUGAAAUAAAUUUGACUUUAAAUUCCAAGGGAGCUUAUGAAAACAAUGAGGUUGCUCAAAAGAUGAAAGAGUUGGGUUUAGAAAGGGCACGAAAGUACGGAUGGCAAGAUACGUAUGUGUUCACCAAGGCUAUGGGAGAAAUGAUGAUUAAUAACAUGAGAGGUGAAACACCGGUAGUCAUAAUCCGGCCUAGUGUCAUCGAAAGCACUUGCAAAGAGCCAUUUCCUGGUUGGAUGGAAGGAAAUAGGAUGAUGGAUCCGAUUGUUUUGCACUACGGAAAAGGGCAGCUCACAGGUUUUCUAGUUGAUCCAAACGGAGUACUCGAUGUGGUUCCAGCAGACAUGGUUGCCAACGCAAUAUUGGCGGCAAUUGCAAAUCAUGGAAUGGCUCAGAAACAAGAAAUCAACAUCUACCAGAUAACUUCAUCAGUUGCAAACCCUUUAGAUUUCCAAGAACUGAGUGAACUGCUCUAUGAGCAUUACAAUUCCUCGCCGUGCAUGGACGUGAAGGGCAGGCCAAUCCAAGUUCCAUCGAUGAAGCUCUUCAGCUCAAUGGAGGAUUUCUCUGCCCACAUUUGGAGAGACGCCCUCUGGCGAAGCGGGUUGACAGCGUUGUCUUCGUCAAACGGGAAGCUGUCUCAGAAGCUGGAAAUGAUCUGCAGAAAAUCAGUUGAGCAAGCAAAGUACUUGGCUGGCAUUUAUGAGCCAUAUACUUUCUAUGGUGGAAGGUUUGACAACAGCAACAUUGGGAGACUGAUGGAGAGGACGUCAGAAAAAGAAAAGAGGAAGUUUGGGUUUGAUGUUGGAAGCAUAGAUUGGAAGGACUAUAUUACAAAUGUUCAUAUUCCUGGACUUAAGAGGCAUGUCUUGAAGGGCAGAGGAGGUUUGUAG
Molecule: messenger RNA, 1389 nt
Organism: Pyrus x bretschneideri (Chinese white pear)
Lineage: Eukaryota; Viridiplantae; Streptophyta; Magnoliopsida; Rosales; Rosaceae
Product: fatty acyl-CoA reductase 2, chloroplastic-like
Biological process (GO): suberin biosynthetic process; long-chain fatty-acyl-CoA metabolic process
Cellular component (GO): intracellular membrane-bounded organelle
Molecular function (GO): alcohol-forming very long-chain fatty acyl-CoA reductase (NADP+) activity
Source: RefSeq, a predicted model, not a curated record